AUGAAAUUUCUAUCUAGUAUUUAUCUAUCGAUAUUUAUUCAUCAAUUACGAACAAUACUCAUUGUUGUUGCAAAAGAAACAUGUACAAUGGCAAAAUUUGUUUGCUAUCAAUGUGAUUCACGUGUUGAUGAUUAUUGUGGUGAUCCAUUUAAAAUUCAUCGAGCUAAUCGUACAGUUGAAUGUUCUGAUUAUUGUGUGAAAUUUUUUCAUUUUGAUGGUACAUCAACAAAUGAUACAUUUGUACGACGUGGUUGUUUAACUGAUUAUUUUCUAUAUCGUUUAUCUAAAAUCGAUGUUUGUUAUCGACAUACAACUGGUUCAAAUUUUACAAUAGGACGUUUUUGUAUGUGUGCAAAAGAAAUGUGUAAUCAAGCUUCAUCUAACAAAACAUUAUCAUUAGAUUUUAUUUUUCUCAUUACUUUUCAAUUACUAAUAUUAAUUGAACUUAAGACGAUAUUUUCGUAG
Messenger RNA from Rotaria sp. Silwood2, 465 nucleotides. Lineage: Eukaryota; Metazoa; Rotifera; Eurotatoria; Philodinida; Philodinidae. The record is from the annotation of a GenBank genome assembly.